ACAAGUGACGUGUUGAACAUGUGACAGGAUGUUCUCCCUCACUACAACUCCCACAGUGCUGCGCGCUGCGAUCAUGUGACAAGAAUGGUCAGGUGGCAUAUGAACAACAGCUGACCAGGGAAGAUCGUAGGUACGGAUGGUGGCAGCAUUUUCCUGAGCAGGAUGUCCCUGGGUAAUGUGGCCAUCAAUUCAGACUACUCAUGGGAUGCAGGAGAACGUGCCCGCCUCUUGCAGAGUCCCAUUGUCCCGGAGACCAGGAGACUGACAGGAGGCACUUCUGCCAUUGGGGCAGUUUUUAUAGUGGUCAAUGCAGCUCUAGGUGCUGGCCUGCUGAACUUCCCUGCCGCUUUCAGCGCAGCAGGAGGAGUCACAGCAGGGAUUGUACUGCAAUUGGUUCUACUGCUCUUUAUCAUCACGGGUCUGGUAAUUCUGGCUCACUGUGCAGAUGCCUGCAGUGAGCGGACGUACCAGGAGGUGGUGCGGGGGAUCUGCGGACGUGUGACAGGGGUGUUCUGUGAGAUCCUCAUUGCUGUUUACACCUUUGGCACUUGCAUUGCCUUCUUUAUCAUCAUAGGUGACCAACUGGAGAAGCUUCUUGGUGCCAUGAUGCACAGCCUGGCAGACAGUAACAUCCCAUGGUACGCAGACCGAAAAUUCACCAUCACAAUCACUGGAAUUCUGUUUGUCCUGCCACUGUCACUACCGCGUGAGAUCAGCGUCCAAAAAUAUGCCAGCUCUCUCAGCGUCUUGGGUACCUGCUACGUGACCUUCAUUGUCAUCUACCGAUGUGUGAAGCCCACAAGUGAACUUCCAUCUGACAGUGCCACCCGCAGUGCUUCCUCUUGGAUUGCUGUGUUUAAUGCUGUUCCCACAAUAUGUUUUGGAUACCAGUGCCAUGUCAGCAGUGUCCCGGUGUAUGGCAGCAUGCAGCGGCAGGACAUACGACACUGGGCCAUCAUAGUGACUACAGCCAUGUGUAUUGCUCUGUGUGUCUACACUGGAACAGGAGUGUGUGGCUAUCUGCUGUUUGGCUCAGCUGUAGACCAAGACGUCCUCCUCUCCUUCCCCUCUGAUGACGUUCCAGUUGCUAUUGCUCGAGCAUUCAUAAUCUUGUGUGUGCUGACAUCGUACCCCAUAUUACACUACUGUGGACGGGCUGUGGUAGAGGGUUUGUGGCUGAGGUUCACAGCACAAGAAGCUGGCGAGGAGCCGACUAGAGAACGACGCCGGAGAAUCCUUCAGACCCUGACCUGGUUUGUGCUCACGCUGCUAUUGGCACUUUUCAUCCCAGACAUUGGGAGAGUGAUUUCCCUGAUUGGGGGUCUUGCUGCUUGUUUCAUUUUCAUAUUUCCAGGGCUCUGUCUCAUAAACCUUAAGCUGUCUGAAAUUCAGGAACAAAAGAGCAGAAGCUGGUGGGCAUUGCUUAUUUAUGGAGUUACCAUGGUUACCCUUGGAGUCUUCAUCUUUGGACAGACCACAACCAAGGCAAUCUUCGUGGACCUGAUGGGUUGAUCCAAGAAUCUGAUUUUUAAAUGAACGGUAAACUUACUUGAAUAUCACAUACAUAUAUGACAUUCCCUUCUUGUAGCAUCAUUACCUCUGGGCAUUCUUCUGUCGGAUAUCAUUUCCUGGACAAUAACCCCUGGUACCUGUCUGUCCAUCUUGGCUGCAUGUGUCCUUCCAGAACUCCCGUGCUGAGGUCCUGAGUAGUCUUAAUUUCUGCAGAAUGAACACUAAAACAACAGAGCCAGAGAUGAUCAGUGGACAUUCCAAAAUGGCUGCUGUAUGUACAAACCUUGCACCGUUUAGCUGCUUCAUUCCCUAAAGUCUUUUGAGAGCACAAGGAUUGUGACGUCCACACCUGAGCAGCAGUCAUUCACAGUUCCUGCUUCAUUUCUUGACAGUUUAUUAAUAAAGGGGUACUCCAGGGAAGUAAAGAAAAAAAAAUGCCACAAAGCUUCCACAAUACCUUGUCUGGGUCCCAUGUGCGGUGGUCUUGCGAUUCCACCCGCUCCUGUGGCCCCUGGUGUUCUCCAGGACUUUUCACUAUUCUUUCCCCCUUGCUUCUAUCUAAAACUACAAUUCCCGGCAGUAAGCGCGGCUGAGCUCUGACUGCCGAACUAUUCUUAUUCGCCUGAGGCUCUUCUCUGCUCUGCUAGAUCGUAACACAGGGAGCUGAGGGGAGGGGGGCUGUGCUAUGAGCUUGUCUUGGAGCACUGAGACUAGCCCCACCUUUUCAAGAGAGUGGACCUGAUGGGGACGUUUAUGUACCACUUUCUGCAUGUAAGUGACAGCUGAAACAGGAAAACUGCUCUAUAUAGGUAAUGAAUUAUAUUUAGACAGAUAAAUAGGUUGGGGUCCUCACGUUACCAGUGAUGUCACCACCUUUUCUGUGAUCUUCACAAAGGACAUGGGCUCCUUAGGGAGAGGAGCAAUAUGCAGGGGAUUCUGAAUGAACACCACAUUUUCACUUAUCUACAGGCAGGGCGGAACUAGCUUUUUGUAAUGAGACUUUGUAUUGAUGUUUUUCUAUUUUUUUUUUAUUUCCAUUCAGGCAAUGGUUCCACAAUGUUGUAAUAUUUUCUUUUCUUGUAUUCUUUUUUAAAAUGAUUUAUGUCCAUGAGUUUUAAAUCUUAACUUGUCCCCCAAAUCCCAAACUUGGUUUUAAAUUGUAAUGGAAGGUCUAGAAUGAUCUGCAAAAUCCCUCUCUCUCUUAAAUGUACUCAACAUGGCUCCUAGCUAUGGAAGAGUUUAUCUCUAAAAGCAGUCUUAGGGUAGGUUCACACAUGCCAUAUUUUGCUACGUAUUUGCUGCUGCAUAUUUUCCUUCCCAUAGAAGUCAAAUCCGAAGGAAAAUACAUAGCAGCAAAUACGCAGCAAAAUUACGGUACGUGUUACCCCACCCUUGGGGUAAGUUCACUUGUGCAUAUUUUUGCUGCAGAUCUGCUGCUGUAGAUUUUGCUGCCAAUUGAUUUCAAUGGAUACCACAAUCUGUUACAGCAAACCUGCAACAGAUCUGCAGCAAAAAUACCUUUAGGGCGCAUUCACACUAUAGAAUUUCUAAACGUAAUUCCUCUUGUUUUAAUGGGAUUCUGCUGCACCGCGCAUAUUGAUGAAUUUCCAUGGUGGAAAAUUUUGCAAGUUCAUUGUUUUGGCAGCUCUGCUAGGAUAUAUUGCUGUCAAUGAUGACAAUGCAUAUCGAGCAUUUCUAGUGCUGCUGUGCACGGAAUGUCCACCCAGAGUUUUUGCAGGCGGACAAUCCGUAGUGUGUAGAAUGUGCCCUAAGUGUGCUCACUCAUCAAAGUUUUUGGGGGCGCUGCUACAACACAGAAAGCUUUACAUUUUCACUAAUGGAUGAAUCCUAACAUUAAUGUCGAUAUGAUGAGCUUCUGGAGACUUUGGUUCAAAGAAAUUGUAUGUGCCUGCAAUACCUCUUUUAAGGCUUCAGCGGGUGAUUAAUAUAUACAAUUUCUGAAUUUCUGAUCAAGGCCAGAGCUUUGCUGCAGGAGUUAUGGCUGCUAUAACAGAACACGUUGGUCAUCUGCUGCUGUGUUUUUCAGGACUUGGUGCUGUUUAAUGCAAUUGAAGUUGUCAAAUCUGUGUGCAAUAUUUUUUCACAAGUAAAGGGAAUAUGUUGACCAUG
Hyla sarda is the source of this 3642-nucleotide messenger RNA. RefSeq names its product solute carrier family 38 member 7 (gene SLC38A7). Gene Ontology annotation, molecular function: L-leucine transmembrane transporter activity; L-asparagine transmembrane transporter activity; L-histidine transmembrane transporter activity. The transcript is spliced from 11 exons. Lineage: Eukaryota; Metazoa; Chordata; Amphibia; Anura; Hylidae. The record is from RefSeq and is a predicted model, not a curated record. Gene Ontology annotation, biological process: amino acid transmembrane transport. The coding region runs from base 163 to 1512 and encodes 449 amino acids.